AUGGAGAUUAAGACAGGAAGAAACACAUUAGAGGACGAGAAGGAAGAUGAUCAACCACUUAGCCCGGCGGCGCGUCUGUUUCACGCACCGGAAUUUAACUGCAACAUUGUAUCGGUGAUUGGUUUAAAGAGUAAGAUCGACCCUGAUGUGAUUAUCAGAGGGUCUAAACAAACUUUUAUCAGGCAUCCUCGUUUCUCAAGUAUAAUGGUGAGCGAAGGUGAUAAUGGACAAAACCAAAGAUGGGUUCGGACAAACGUGGUCGUCGAGGAUCACGUCAUCAUACCCGAGAUAAAACCGCAAAACAUAGAGAACGCAGACGCAUUUCUUGAAGAUUACGUUUCUGACCUAAUGAAGAUCCCCUUGGAUACCUCGAGGCCUUUAUGGGAGCUUCACUUACUCGACUUGAAAACCUCAGACGCUGAAAACGUAGCCGUUUUAAAGAUCCAUCACUCUGUAGGCGAUGGCAUGUCGAUCAUGUCUCUCGUCCUGGCUUGUAUGCGUAAAACAUCAAACCCCGACGAGCUCCCGAGUCUACCGUACCAGAAACGGUCUUCAUCAGGGCCAGCCCUGUUACCAACCGGUUCAAGGAGUGAUUCCCGGUUAUUGUGGCUGGUUAAGCUUCUCUGGACGGCGGUUAUCUUGGGUUUAAACACGGUUUGCGAUGCUUUGGAGUUUCUUGUUACGACGUUGUUCGUUAAGGACACGGAUACACCCAUCAAAGGUGACUUACGGUCAAAGAAGAGUACACAGCUACGUUUGGUUCAUCGUACCGUAAGCUUUGACGAUAUAAAGCUAAUUAAAAACGCCAUGGAUAUGACAGUCAACGAUGUUGUACUUGGAGUAACCGAAGCUGGUCUCUCACGAUACUUGGAGAGAAGAUACGGAGAAGAGAAUACUAAAAUGAAGCAAAAACAUCUGCCUAAAAGAAUAAGGCUACGGUCAGCUUUGCUUGUGAACUUAAGACCUACAACAGGAAUCCAGGAUCUAGCCGAUAUGAUGGCGAAAGGGUCUAAAUGUAGGUGGGGGAAUUGGUUCGGCUACGUAGUCUUUCCGUUUUCUAUUGCGUUACGCGAUGACCCGCUGGAACAUCUCGAAAGAGCCCAUAAGACUAUCAAUAGGAAGAAGAACUCGUUUGGUGCAAUGCUAACAUACAUCUUCUGUAGGAUCAUUGUCAAAUCACUUGGAACUAAGGUGGCGGCUACCAUAAUUAACAGAUUUGUGUCAAACACAACGAUGACGUUUUCGAACAUGGUUGGUCCCGUUGAAGAAGUUAGCUUCUAUGGACAUCCCAUCACUUACUUCGCAUCAAGUGCUUAUGGUCAUCCCCAUGCGUUGACGAUACAUUGUCAAAGUUAUAUGAAUAAGAUGACAAUUACACUAAUCGUGGAUCCAACGGUUAUAAGUGAUCCUCAUCGGCUCUGUGACGACUGGGAGGAAUCUCUCCGAAACAUUAAAGCCGCUGUCUAUAAAAGAGGGUCUCUCCGUUUGUGGCAUUAUCUGAAGCUUCUCAGUGAUAGAGUGGCUUGGCUACUUUACAAAAUGGCUUGGCUAGUUUACCAAAUGCUAUGAUGCUAAGUUUG
Messenger RNA from Capsella rubella, 1580 nucleotides. RefSeq names its product O-acyltransferase WSD1. Gene Ontology annotation, biological process: triglyceride biosynthetic process. Gene Ontology annotation, molecular function: diacylglycerol O-acyltransferase activity; long-chain-alcohol O-fatty-acyltransferase activity. Bases 1 to 1569 code for a protein of 522 amino acids. Gene Ontology annotation, cellular component: plasma membrane. The record is from RefSeq and is a predicted model, not a curated record. The transcript is spliced from 7 exons. Lineage: Eukaryota; Viridiplantae; Streptophyta; Magnoliopsida; Brassicales; Brassicaceae.